AUUCUUGAAGAACUCCGUCAAGCUCGUGCCAACUUUGACGAGCCACACUAUAGCUCUUUGUCACAAACCCCACGUACGCCUAGCCAAUAUGAGAGUUUAAUUGAUAAUCAAGGGUCGAUAUCAUCGCGUCCUGUUUCUGUCACUUCUGUAAGUUCUAUGUCUGAUAUGGUAGGUGGGGUUGUAGAUGGUGUUGGUAACAUGGGAAAUUUCUUGAAGACAGCUAAAACGUCAAUUACGAAAG
Cetraspora pellucida is the source of this 241-nucleotide messenger RNA. Lineage: Eukaryota; Fungi; Glomeromycota; Glomeromycetes; Diversisporales; Gigasporaceae. The record is from the annotation of a GenBank genome assembly.